Dothidotthia symphoricarpi CBS 119687 is the source of this 975-nucleotide messenger RNA. RefSeq names its product PQ loop repeat protein. Gene Ontology annotation, cellular component: fungal-type vacuole membrane. The coding region runs from base 1 to 975 and encodes 324 amino acids. Gene Ontology annotation, biological process: basic amino acid transmembrane export from vacuole. The record is from RefSeq and is a predicted model, not a curated record. The transcript has 2 exons. NCBI's taxonomy places the organism in Eukaryota, Fungi, Ascomycota, Dothideomycetes, Pleosporales, Dothidotthiaceae.
AUGGUAGCUUCCAUACCGUCACCGGAUCUAGAUGUUGAAGCCUUUUCAGGCAUAUGCGGUACCAUCUCCAUCGUAGCAUGGCUUGUAGUAUUCAGCCCACAGAUUCUCGAGAAUUUCCGUCGAGGCUCGUCUGAUGGCCUAUCACUACAUUUUCUUGUAGUAUGGCUAUUGGGCGAUAUCUUCAAUGUCGUGGGAGCCAUACUCCAGGGCGUCCUGCCGACCAUGAUCAUUCUUGCUAUAUACUUCACCGUGGCUGAUAUAGUGUUGUUGGCUCAAUGCUUCUUCUACAGGGGCUUCACAUGGAAAGAGAAAGUCUUGCCUUCCACCCCGAAGCCGAUGGAAAUAGGAGAACCGAACGAAAGAACAACAUUACUAGAUGGAGCCGCAGCUGACGAGAGGCGAAGCCGAAACAACAACGAAACUCACUCUCAAUUUCCCUCAGCUUUGCCUAUAGUGUCCGAAGAGCCUGCAACGCCUCUCACAUAUACCCGCUUACAGAUGCAUUUAAGAAAUAUAGUGGCUGUUCUCUUGGUUUGUACUACAGGCAUGGUUAGCUGGUACCUUAUUCACCACUCCACAAGCAGUAGCCGUCCAGCCCCUGUUUGGGAGGUCCCUGAGUAUGACAUUUGGGGUCAAAUAUUCGGCUGGCUUGGCGCUGUGUUUUAUUUUGCUUCACGCUUCCCUCAAUUAAUUUUGAACUGGCGUCGCAAGUCUGUGGAGGGACUUUCUAUAUUGUUUUUCCUCUUCGCUUGCUUGGGAAAUUUCAUGUAUGUCUUCUCUAUUAUCGCAUUUGACCCGACCAGCGCUGUUCCAAACCGCUGCCAGUCCUGUAACGCGGGGAAGAUUUAUGGUCGACAUAUACUGGUGAAUCUUCCGUGGCUAGUGGAUGGUCUAGGCACAUUGCUUCUUGACAUAGCAAUCUUCGCCCAAUUUUUCCUCUACGGCGAAGUCAAAUCUAUUGGUGGUGAGGUCUAG